GGGUGGAUAAUAGAUAUGGAUGAUAACCUGGUGAUAUGGGUGCCAGAUGAGUAUCGCGAUGCUCUGUUAUGGCGAGGGAUGCUCUUCUUCAUUGGGCGUGAGGCACUCACCAUCGACUUCGCAAACACUUACCACGGGACGGAGUGGGCGAAAUGUUAU
This is a messenger RNA of Dichomitus squalens LYAD-421 SS1, 159 nucleotides long. RefSeq lists its product as uncharacterized. The transcript has a single exon. NCBI's taxonomy places the organism in Eukaryota, Fungi, Basidiomycota, Agaricomycetes, Polyporales, Polyporaceae. The annotation marks the transcript as partial. The record is from RefSeq and is a predicted model, not a curated record.